Messenger RNA from Trichomycterus rosablanca, 1152 nucleotides. RefSeq names its product interferon-inducible GTPase 5-like. The transcript has a single exon. Bases 1 to 1152 code for a protein of 383 amino acids. NCBI's taxonomy places the organism in Eukaryota, Metazoa, Chordata, Actinopteri, Siluriformes, Trichomycteridae. The record is from RefSeq and is a predicted model, not a curated record. Gene Ontology annotation, molecular function: GTP binding. Gene Ontology annotation, cellular component: membrane.
AUGAGCAGUCAAGAUUCUGACAUAACUGCAUUACUAGAGGCAUCAGGAGAGUCCACUUUCAAAAAAGCUACUAAAAAAGCACAAGAGGUGGUAGACCAGUUAACUAAUAUCUCACUGGACGUUGCUGUAACUGGGGAAUCCGGGUCAGGAAAGUCGACUUUUAUUAAUGCAAUAAGAGAACUGAGUGAUGAUGAUGAAGGUGCAGCUGCAACUGGUGUUACAGAAACUACCUCUGAACCAACCCCUUACCAACACCCAACAAUGCCAAAUGUGAUUUUCUGGGACCUUCCUGGAAUUGGAACCACAAAGUUUAAGGCUAAAGAUUAUCCUAAGAAGAUGCAGUUUGCCAGGUAUGAUUUCUUCAUCAUCAUCUCAUCUGAGAGAUUCAGAGAGAACGACAUCCUGCUGGCCAAAGAGAUUAAAAAGAAGAAAAAGCUGUUUUACUUUGUUAGAUCAAAGAUAGACAAUGAUGUCAAUGCAGAACAAAGUAAAAAAGACUUUAAUGAAGAGAAAAUGCUCAGUAAAAUCAAGCAGAAUUGUCUGGAAAACCUCAGAGAAAUUGAAAAUCCUAAAGUUUUUCUCAUUUCCUCCAGAGAUAUUUCUGCAUUUGAUUUUGAGGAGCUUGUGGACACACUGAUGUCAGAGCUUCCAGAGCAUAAACGAUACGCUCUAAUGAGGUCAGUACCAGUCACUUCUGUGACUAUGCUGAAGAAAAAAGUCAGAAUGUUUAAGAUAGCAGCCUGGGCUGCAGCUGCUUGCUCUGGUGGAAUUGCAGCAGCUCCAGUACCUGGUCUAUCAUUUGCAUGUGAUGUUAGCAUUCUGGUGGCUUUCUUUACAAGCUGCUACUUCUCAUUCGGCCUUGAUGAUAAAUCGAUUGAAAGACUCUCAAAACGAGUCAACAAGCCACAUCUGAGAUCUGUGAUAAAAUCUCCACUUGUACUGGCACUGGCAUCAAACUCAGCUAUGAGACUGCAACUAUCUGCAUUAGCCUGUAGUGAAGUUUUGGAAUCCCUGUUUAGCUUUCUACCUGGUGUAGGAAGUGCUGUAGCAGCAGGAAUAUCUUUCACUGUUACAUAUACACUUCUGAAGAAUGGACUGAAAGAGCUUGAAGAGGCGGCGCUGAUGGUACUGAGAGAGACCGAGUUAAAGUAA